AUGCAGAGUGAUUCCCCAGGGACCAGGGAACUUUUUCCCUGCGGCUGCUGGCCGGAAGUAGGCGGAUGCGCACAGGACACCGGGGUGGGAGAAACGGGAAUUAAGGGCGCGAGACCCAAGGGCGGCAAGGUUGAAGGCGACAUGGUUAGCACUUGGCUUGAUUCCUCCGUCAGCCAGCUUGGUCGACGACAGUAUGGGCACUGUGUAUAG
Molecule: messenger RNA, 210 nt
Organism: Penicillium lagena
Lineage: Eukaryota; Fungi; Ascomycota; Eurotiomycetes; Eurotiales; Aspergillaceae
Exons: 1
Coding region: 1-210 (69 amino acids)
Source: RefSeq, a predicted model, not a curated record